AUGGCAGGAGGAGAUAAUUCUGUUGGUGUAGCGCCAUAUGAGAGGGUUUGAUUAUGGCGGACGGGCAACAGAGUGAACGGGCACCUUUGCUCCUUAAUAGCAGAGCAAACGACCCAUCGCCACAAACACCUUCGCCUUACCAAGAUAAUGUCCCAGGGAGGUCAGAAACAACAUCAUCAUCAUCUUCAUCUUCUCAACUGGUUCCUCCUCUUUCUUCUAAUGAACUUCCUCUUCCUUACACCCCAACACCCCAGGGUGGUAUACCGAUGAUCAACUGCAAGGUUUGCCAGGCAAUGAUUAAUAUAGAAGGCAAACUUCACCAACAUGUUGUCAAAUGUAGUGUUUGUCACGAAGCCACGCCAAUCAAAGCAGCUCCUCCUGGGAAGAAAUAUGUCCGGUGCCCAUGUCAUUGUCUCCUCAUCUGCAAGGGAGCUUCUCAAAGAAUUGCUUGCCCUCGGCCAGACUGCAAAAGAAUUAUCAAUCUCAGUCCUGCUCCAACAGUUAUGAUGCAUUCACCCGGAACCAGUCACAUUGAGUGUGCACAUUGUGCCAAAACAUUUUUGUUUAAUGUUCGAUCAACAUCAUUGGUACGAUGUCCACAUUGUCGGCGAGUUUCAGCAGUUGGACCUUCAUAUGUGCGGAAAAAAGCAAUUGUUUAUACAGCGUUAGGUGUAAUUCUCUUGGGAACUGCCAUAGUACUGACAGUGAUGACUUACCAGCUUGCUAUGAAAAACAAAGGAAUAUAUGCUGCCUGGGCAGUGGCGUUUAUCUUGACGGCUCUUUUCUUGCUGCGAGCUUUGUGUUUAGGUACCAUGAAAGUUAGCCAUAUCCGACGUCCUGUGUAGGAACCAACAGUCAACAGUUCUUCAGCUCUGCCACUCUCAGAUGUGUCUGCUAUCAUUUAACUUGUUUGCACAGCAACAAAUAUAUGAUAUAAAAUAUCUAUACAUACAUAUAUAUAUGUAUGUAUGUUUAACAACAACAAAAAAAAAAAACCAACUUUCAAAGAAGUCGAAGAAAAAACAAAAUAAUUGAGCUUUCAGUUUGAUGAUAAAAUUAUUGCUGACGGCGAAAAAAAAAAAACCAACAA
Messenger RNA from Octopus bimaculoides (California two-spot octopus), 1090 nucleotides. RefSeq names its product type 1 phosphatidylinositol 4,5-bisphosphate 4-phosphatase. Gene Ontology annotation, molecular function: phosphatidylinositol-4,5-bisphosphate 4-phosphatase activity. The record is from RefSeq and is a predicted model, not a curated record. NCBI's taxonomy places the organism in Eukaryota, Metazoa, Mollusca, Cephalopoda, Octopoda, Octopodidae. Gene Ontology annotation, cellular component: lysosomal membrane; phagocytic vesicle membrane; plasma membrane. Gene Ontology annotation, biological process: phosphatidylinositol dephosphorylation.